GAAAAAUGGCCGACCGCCGUAAUGCCGCCAGUGACGUGGACGACAGUUCGUGUCAGAACUUGAAGUACAAGGGUGUCAGAAAGCGCAAAUGGGGCAAGUGGGUCUCCGAAAUCCGCCUGCCCAACAGCCGUGACCGUAUUUGGCUUGGUUCUUACGACAAACCCGAGAAGGCGGCGCGUGCUUUCGACGCGGCCCAGUUCUGCCUACGUGGCCCCAAUGCCAACUUUAAUUUCCCCGACAGCCCGCCGGACAUCGCCGGCGGCCACCGGCUUACCUCUCCGGAGAUCCGGGCCGCCGCCGCCAAGUUCGCGGAAGACCGGACUGCGAGUAGUGAUGAUAAUAAUAAUGUUCUGGCCGGGGAAGUACGCCCCGAGGAGCGUGAUGGUGGUGCCGCCGGUGUUGACGGUGGCGCGUUCGUUUGGCCGGAGCUGGACGGCGGUUGGGAACCUGAUUUUGAUUAUUUUAUGGGUCGGAAUGAAAUGCUUUACGAUAGUGAUAUUAUUUUUCCGGUACAAGAAGAUAUGGAGGAGGAUGAGUUGGUUGAUAGUGGAGGGUAUUUUUAUCACGAGUCUAAUUUCCUGUGGAACUUUGGUAAUCAUUGAGCCUA
Momordica charantia (bitter melon) is the source of this 607-nucleotide messenger RNA. The record is from RefSeq and is a predicted model, not a curated record. NCBI's taxonomy places the organism in Eukaryota, Viridiplantae, Streptophyta, Magnoliopsida, Cucurbitales, Cucurbitaceae.